GGAGGCAAUCAAUGCAGUCAUGUUUGGAUUGACUGUUGGAGUAAUGAGGCUCUGAUGGGGUUAGAGAGUUAGAGGCUCUCUGCUUUUAAUUGCCUUUGCAGAGACAGAGAGAGGGAGAGGUUGGGUUGGUGAAGAGAGAAAAGGGGGUGGUUGGGACUUCUUUUCUUUUGUUCUUGUUGUUUUCAAUCAGGGUUUUUUAUGGGGUUUUGGCUGUGAUUAGAGCUUUCUUUCUUUCUUCUCUCUGCAAGAGAAUAAGAAAAUUUAAGUUUUUUAUUUAAAAAAAAUUUUAAAAAAAAUUUGGGGUGUUGGGGUAGAAGGUUUUUGGGCUCUUCUUUUUUUUUUUUUCAUUUUGAGAAGUUGGGUUCUGGGUGUUGGAUUGAAAUGGAUUUGAGCUUUGUUUGAAUUUAUUUGGGGGUUUUGGGAUGUGGGUUUUGAUGGGUUUUUAAUUGGGUUUUGCAUUUGUAUGGAAUUACUGGUUUUUUGAGGUGGGUUUUUUGCUAUUGGUGAUGAAUAUCUGAAAAUUUUGAGUGUCGUUGGGGAUUUGGGGUUAUUAGACUUGGGUUAUGUUUGAUUUUGGGGUGUUUUGGGAUGUGGGUGGGUUUUUUAAUGGGGUGUUGGAUUUCUAUGUAAUUUGGGUUUAUGUGAUGGACAUCUGAAAAUUUUAGUUUAAUGGGGGAUAUUUAUGGUGUUUGAUUUGGAGUUUUGUUAUUUUCUUUGUUUUUGAUGAUUUGUUAGGAUUUGAAUUGGAUCUGUGGUUUUUAGCUCUUGAGGUGAGGCUAAAAGUUGGGAUUUUUUUUUUUGAAUAUGGUAAAAGGUUGGACUGGAAUCAGACCUCUGUUUUUUCUCCUUUUCCUUUUUCUCUCUUUUGGAUGUGUUGUUUUCACCUCCUGCAGUUUGGGUUUUGAUUUUUGAAAAUCAGUGUCUUGAUUUUGGGAAAGUUCAGAUUCUUCUGCUUUCUGCGGGAGUUUGGAUUUUGAACUGUUUGUGGUGGUGUUUGGCUCUUACAUGGGCUAAAACCAGAGCUUUUGGUUGUUUUUCUUGUCUGGGUUUUUUGGGUCAGAUUGAAGGGCAUUCAUGCAUCUUUCUCUAUGGAAGCCUAUAUCUCAUUGUGCUGCUCUAAUCUUAGAGAAAAAGAGCAGAAGAAGAGAUGGGUCUGGUUUGAAAGAGGAAGGCAAGAGGAAGUCUUCGAUCCUCCGGCAAUUGCAAGAAAGCAAGCUGCGCGAGGCCCUCGAAGAGGCAUCGGAAGAUGGGUCCCUUGUGAAAUCUCAAGACAUGGACUCUGACUCGUUCGCCAAUCUGGAUGGGAGCUUUGGGCGGUCGAGAUCUCUUGCCCGGCUCCAUGCCCAGCGGGAAUUCCUCCGGGCUACAGCACUCGCUGCGGACCGCACAUUCGAAGCUGAGGAUGCCAUCCCCAGUCUCCUGGAAUCAUUCGCCAAGUUCAUCACAAUGUACCCAAAGUUCCAAUCUUCGGAGGAGAUUGAUCAGUUACGCGACCGCGAGUACAGCCACCUCUCUGAUAUGGCCGCCAAGGUAUGUCUCGACUACUGCGGUUUCGGGCUUUUCUCUUACCUUCAGAACAUUCAAAGCUGGGAGUCAUCAGCUUUCAGCUUAUCUGAAAUAACUGCGAAUUUGAGCAACCAUGCUCUCUAUGGCGGGGCUGAGAAAGGCACCGCCGAACAUGACAUAAAAGCCAGGAUAAUGGAUUAUCUGAACAUUCCAGAGAGCGAAUAUGGCCUUGUUUUUACCGUCAGUAGAGGGUCCGCUUUCAGAUUACUCGCAGAAUCCUACCCAUUCCAAACGAACAAGAAACUGCUAACGAUGUUCGAUUAUGAGAGCCAAUCUGUGAAUUGGAUGGCCCAGAGUGCAAAAGAGAAAGGGGCGAAGAUUAACAGUGCGUGGUUCAAAUGGCCCACUCUGAGACUCUGUUCGACAGAGCUGAGGAAGCAGAUCUCGAAUAAGAAGCGGAGGAAGAAGGAUUCAGCUGUCGGACUUUUCGUCUUCCCCGUGCAGUCAAGAGUUACAGGGGCGAAAUAUUCGUAUCAGUGGAUGGCAUUGGCGCAACAGAACCAUUGGCAUGUGUUGCUCGAUGCGGGAUCUUUGGGUCCAAAGGACAUGGAUUCACUUGGGCUGUCGCUUUUUAGGCCGGAUUUCAUCAUCACGUCAUUCUACAGAGUUUUUGGGUCGGACCCAACUGGUUUUGGAUGCCUCCUUAUAAAAAAGUCUGUGAUGGGAAGCUUGCAUAAUCAGAGUGGUUGUGCAGGGUCCGGAAUGGUGAGGAUUGUUCCAGUUUUCCCUCAGUAUCUGAGUGACUCUGUGGAUGAUCUGGAUGGAUUUGCUGGGAUUGAAGACGAGGGUGUCAAUGGGAAUGAAGAAUUCAUGCCCGAAGCUCGCCGUGGAUCUCAGCUGCCAGCUUUCUCGGGUGCGUUCACGUCAGCUCAGGUGAGGGAUGUAUUCGAGAGUGAGAUGGAUCAAGAUAACAGCUCGGAUCGAGAUGGGGCGAGCACCAUCUUUGAAGAAGGGGAGAGCAUUUCACUUGGGGAGGUCAUGAAGAGCCCAGUUUUCAGUGAAGAUGAAUCAUCGGACAACUCAUUCUGGAUCGAUUUAGGUCAAAGCCCAUUUGGAUCCGACAAUUCUGGCCAGUUGACCAGACCAAAGUUGGGAUCACCAUUGCCACCGUCGUGGUUUAUGGGCCGGAAAAACCACAAACUGCUCUCUCCAAAAUCAAUGUCAAAGAUACCUAAGAGCCCAAUUUACGACGACAGGCAAGUAAACCUAAGGUCAGGUGAAGACCAUGUUCUGUCAUUUGAUGCAGCUGUCAUGUCAGUCUCACAGGAACUGGACCGUGUUAAGGAAGUCCCUGAAGAAGAACUCGCAGAUGUGGACCCUGCUCCUGCAAACUCCAGGAAGGAUCAGGAUUUCCAGUAUGUUCGGGAGAUUGAGGAAGAACCCGAAAUCAGAGAGGAAGCAAAUUCGAAUGGGGCGAAAUUGGAUUCUUCUGUAAAUAGAUCAGGAGCCACAAACCUGAUUGGGCAUGGUGGCCUUGAGAACGGCUCAACGUCUGAGAUAUGCCCGGAGGGUGUUGUGGAGACAAAGGAAAGUGCUAUUAGGAGGGAGACAGAAGGCGAGUUUAGACUGUUGGGAAGGAGAGAAGGGAAUCGAUUCGGUGGGGGUAGAUUCUUUGGUGUGGAAGAGAACGAGCGGGUCAUGAGCAUGGGCCGGCGGGUUUCCUUUAGCAUGGAGGACAACCGCAGAGAACGGAAUUCAGAAGCCGGGGAAGUGUCAGGGACUACUUUAGAAGACGAUGACAUUAUUAGCGACGGAGAAGACGGGGAUGCAGAUGAGUGGAACCGAAGAGAGCCUGAGAUAAUCUGCAGGCAUCUGGAUCAUGCGAACAUGAUGGGCCUCAACAAAACAGCUAUCCGGUUGCGGUAUCUAAUCAAUUGGCUAGUGACCUCAUUAUUGCAAUUGCGGCUGCCCAGUUCGGAUGAGGGAACGGGAACGCCUCUGGUUCACAUCUACGGUCCGAAGAUCAAAUUCGAAAGGGGUGCAGCUGUGGCUUUCAAUGUAAAGAGCAGUAGUGAGUCCGUAAUCAAUCCGGAAAUCGUUCAGAAGCUGGCUGAGAAAAAUGGUAUAUCUCUUGGUAUUGGUUUUCUUAGCCACAUCCGGAUCAUGGAUGAGCAGAAGCAGCUUCAUGGAGCAUUAGAUGCAGAUGGCACAUUGUUAUGCAGACCAAUAUCGAACGGUCGGCACAACAGUAAAAACACAGUGGUCCGAGUUGAGGUCGUUACUGCCUCUCUUGGGUUCCUUACAAACUUUGAAGAUGUUUAUAGGAUGUGGGCAUUCGUGGCAAAGUUUCUUAAUCCGUCCUUUGUCGAAGAUGACAGAUUAUCCACCGUCCCAGAGACUUCAGAAACGUGAGAGGGGAGCCGGCUACACACGUCUUGUAUCAAAGUUUCAACAGAAGCCCCUUUGCCUUUUGCACUCGCAGACAUGGAAGAACCUUUGGGGUGUAUUUUCAGGAGUGUGAUGGUUGGGAGAUGCAGAGGCAACAGAAAACACGCAAGGUUGCAUUGCUUUACAUGUAUAGCGUAGGUGCGGUGAAUGGGACAGAUGACAAUGGUCUGAAACAUAACUACUGCUAUUGUGGAAUGAAGGAUAUUUCUCUGAUACAGCUAGAAUGCCACUAGGAUAUAUAGUUCUGUUGUUAGGAUCUGGGCCGCUCAUUAGGUGGACUGCACUGUGUACUCUGGUUCAAAAAUCAAGUUGGUCGACUCAUCGGGUAGGGAACAUGUAUGCAAUAAAACUGAAGGGUUAGAUAAGUUGACCAACGUCCAUGUUGGGUAUACAUGUGCGGCCCAUCUGAUAAAGGGACCAGCCUGACUUUUGGGUGAGGGCAGGUUUGUGCUGGGGCGAGCCUGAUGGAUGGCCCAUGCACGCCACAAUGAGGAGUCUUGAAACUCUUGCAGAAAUCCUUGAGAACUCAUUGGCUCAUGCAGCUCUGCAUUUCCUGCCAUCAUGUCACUCGUGUAAGACAUCUGAACCGUGCAAAUGGAGGGCCCCACUGUACAUUGAAUGGUAAGUCUGUCAGCUGUCCAUUGAUUUCAGUGGCUCAGCCCUGCCCGAUGCGUGGACCCAGAUGAUUUUUUUUCUCCAGUUGAUCUUCAUGGUGCGGUCCAUUGCCUACAAAUUGGUGACCGAAAUGUAGCUGUAUGCUAAGUUAGCAGGCAACUGGGCUGUAGCCUGUAGGUGAUCAGUUCUCAGUAUCCUUUACUUUGGUAGAAAGACUUGGUGACUUAGAACUCCUUCGGUCCUGACUCAAACCAGAUCGGUCCCACUGAGUCUGAGACCGAGUCAGGACAAGUCACAUCACCAAAAAAAUUCUGCAUCUGCUAACCAUAUCACAAAAAUAUAAAUUCUCUGACUUGGUAUUUUGUGAGGCUUCAUGGGAUUUGGAGAGGUUUGACUUAGGUUCCUGAGAUUGGAGGGUAAAAAUCUAGUUUUGAUGACCAUUGACUAGGGCUGCAACUUUGGGUUGGGUUGUCAGGGUCCUCAGGUCGGGUUCGAGUUUGAAAACGGCAACCUUUUUUUUUCAAUUUUUUUUUUUUUUUACACGCACACACACCCUCACACACUCAUGCUGUAGUGGGAUUUCACCACCUAUGGAUACUCGAAAAUGCCAACCUGCUUUGAAAUCGGGUUGGGUUUUGGUUGAGCAAGUUCGGGUCAGGUUAGGUCACUGUAUCUGUGUAAGAUUGGGUUGAGUAUAUUGGAAUUCUGGUUUCAGGUUGGGCAUCUAGGGUUGGAAUUGGGGUGUGGGUCAGGUUGCAUUUGGAUCCUCUUGAGGUUGGGUCGGGCUCGGGUUGAUCCUCAACCUGACCCAACCCGCAGAAGU
Molecule: messenger RNA, 5392 nt
Organism: Magnolia sinica
Lineage: Eukaryota; Viridiplantae; Streptophyta; Magnoliopsida; Magnoliales; Magnoliaceae
Exons: 3
Coding region: 1075-3918 (947 amino acids)
Source: RefSeq, a predicted model, not a curated record